AUGGUCCCUGGCUUGGGACCCUGGAGCCCUGCCUUUGGGAGGCAUGGACCCCCCGUCACCCCGUGCCCCGGGGCAGGGGCCACUGUCCCACCUCUGCUCUGCCUCCAGCUCUUCCUCUUCCACACGGUCACCCUCCGCCCCCCGCACAACUUCACCCAGUGCACCACGCGGGGCAGCUUCCCCCAGCCCUGGCACGAGACCCUCUACAACAUGGUGGGCUUUGCCUGCCUCUUCCUGCUGCCGCUGCUCAUCAUGGUCUGCUGCUAUGCACGCAUCCUCCUGGAGAUCUCCCGUCGCAUGGGCUCCAGCCUCUUCUCCUCCCGGGAUGUGCCACUGCGGUGCUCCAGGAGCAACAUCCCGCGAGCACGGCUGCGCAUGCUGAAGAUGAGCCUGGUCAUCGUCUCCUCCUUCAUCCUCUGCUGGACCCCCUACUACCUGCUGGGGCUGUGGUACUGGUUCUGCCCGCGGGCCAUGGAGAAGAGGGUCUCGCCGGCCCUCACCCACAUCCUCUUCAUCUUCGGUCUCUUCAAUGCGUGCCUGGAUCCCAUCACCUACGGGCUCUUCACCAUCCCCUUCCGG
Molecule: messenger RNA, 579 nt
Organism: Egretta garzetta (little egret)
Lineage: Eukaryota; Metazoa; Chordata; Aves; Pelecaniformes; Ardeidae
Product: putative gonadotropin-releasing hormone II receptor
Exons: 2
Biological process (GO): G protein-coupled receptor signaling pathway
Cellular component (GO): membrane
Molecular function (GO): gonadotropin-releasing hormone receptor activity; peptide binding
Source: RefSeq, a predicted model, not a curated record